AUGGCCAACUAUUUUCAAGGAAGCGCAAACUUUCGUAGAGACUUUAUGGGACCUUUUCUCCCAUCGAAUAGGAACUUGUAUAUCCUUGUUGCUUUUGACUAUGUUUCUAAGUGGGCCGAGGCUAAAGCCUUGCCAACGAAUGAUGCACGUGUUGUCAUUCAUUUUUUGAAACAGCUUUUCUGUAGGUUUAGAGUGCCCAAGGCCUUAAUCAGUGACCGCGGAAGCCAUUUCGCGAAUCACCAACUCGCUAAGGUGCUAAAGAGGUCCAUAGCAGGUUCAUGGAAGAAAAUGGCCAAAAACAACUUAAGAAAGUACAUCGUGAAGUUCGGGGAUGAAUUGGGUCGAAGAUAUAGUGAAAAAGGAUGUUCCACUCCAGCAGAAAACGAAAUCCGUGUAGGACUGGGGAUCAUUCUUGAUAUGGAGUCAUGGUUAGGGAAUUCCAUUUACAGGUGCAUUACUAUGGCGAUAGAUGAUUUUUAUGCUCUACAUCCCGGUUACAAAACCAGAAUAGUUCUUUACGCAAGGGACACUAAGGGAGAUCCGAUUAAAGCUCUGUCUGCUGUAAAUGAUCUUCUGCAAAGCGUGAAAGUGCAAGCCAUCAUGGGUCCAGAAACAAGUCUUCAAUCAAAGUUAUUGGCCUUGUUUGCAGAUGAAGCGAGAGUUCCUAUUUUUUCUUUUGCUGGUGUGUCCUCCUUGGAAUAUCCUUACUUGCUCCAAAUCAAAGAAGACGAAUCCAAUAUGGCUAAAAGCAUUGCUUCCCUUGUGGAAUCGCAUAACCGGAGGAAUGUUACAUUCAUUUAUGAGGACACGGAUGAUGGGAGAGAAAUCUUACCUUAUCUGGUAGAGUCUUUCCAAGAUAAAAACAUCCAAAUCACUGGCAGAUGUGCCAUUUCUACUUCAGCCACGUUUAAUGACAUCACUGAAGAGUUGCGUAAGGUCAUGUCUAUUCACUCGACUAUAAUUGUUGUACAUAUGUCACCUUCACUAGCAUCUAGCUUUUUCUUGAAUGCAAAGAAGUUAGGAAUGAUGAGUGAAGAAUAUGUAUGGAUUUUAACCGAAAAAACAAUUGAUGUCUUGCAAUUAGCAAACUUUGAAGUUAUCGAGUCAUUACAAGGCGUAUUAGGUUUUAGAUCAUAUGUUCCAGUAUCAAGCAGGCUGUAUAACGUAACUGCAAGAUGGCACGUUUUCGUUUACAGAGAUUACUUAACCAAACUAACGAAAGAGGUGCCCACGCCAGCUAUAUGGGCGUAUGACACAAUGUGGGCACUUGCCGAGUCUGUUGAGAAGGCUGGAGUACCACAUAAUGGUCCUUCGCUUUUAAAUGAGGUUUUGAAAAUCAGGUUUAAGGGUUUAAGUGGAGAGUUUCAACUUAGUGAAGGAAAACUGAUCUCUAAUGGAUACGAGAUCAUAUCUGCCAUCAACUACGAUGAGAAGAUAGUAGGAUAUUGGACGCCUUCGGAAGGAAUUAGGAGUGCGCACCUCCCGAUUAAAAGCCUCCAUCAGUAUUAUGGUCCAAGUACUGAAGCUGUUAGCUGGCCGACCACUGUUCCAAGAGGUCGCGUGUUACUUACAUCUCCGAGUAAAAAGUUAAAAAUUGGUGUUCUUAAGGUAAGGAACUUUAAGUACUUCAUGGAUGUAGAACAUGAUGUGAAGAAAAAUGUUACGACUGCCACUGGAUUUUCAAUAGAUGUAUUCAAUACAUGCAUUCGUGCGUUAUCAUAUAAAGUGAGUUACGUACUAAUUUUAUAUGAGAACGCCACUUACGACGAUCUUGUACAGAAGGUCUAUAAUAAGGAAAUAGACGCAGUUGUGGGGGACUCAACAAUCUUGGCUAACAGAUCCAAGUAUGUUGACUUUACAGCAACUUACACUGACUUGGGUGUUGGAACCCUAGCAAGAAUCAAGAAACAUGACAUAUGGUUCUUUUUGAAGCCAUUGGACGGGGAUCUAGCUCUAGUCGCUCUUGGUUCUCUUAUCCUAACUGGCAUCGUUAUUUGGGCUAUUGAAUUUGUUAAUAAACAAGAACAGACACCUCCCAAUCAACAGAACCAAAUCAUCUGGCUCAUGCUAUUGACCCUCUUUUUUUCUCAAAAAGAGGAGCUGAAGAGAAUGCUGUCAAAGUUUGUAUUGUUCAUUUGGUUACUUGCGGUGCUUAUCUUGGUCUCGGGCUACAAUGCAACAUUGUCUUCACUGUUAACAAUAGAGCAAUUUCAAUUUGCUUCAAAAGGGGGAAUUGUGGGAUUUCAUGGCGGAUCUUUCAUGAGAGGAGUGACAGUCAACAACUUGCACUUUGAAAGUAAUAAACAUAGACCAUUCUACUCGUAUGAGGGUUAUGCUCGUGCUCUAUCGAAAGAUGGUGAUGCUGAUGCCAUCGUUGAUGAAAUUCCUUACAUAAAGAUGUUUCUAAACAAGUACCCAGGUGACUAUGACCUGAUCUCCGUUCAACCGAUCACUUCUGGUUUUGCUUUCAUCUUCCCAAAAGGUUCACCAAUGGUACAUGAUUUGUCAAGAGAGAUUGCCAAAAUAAGAUUAGACGGAACACUGGGGAAUUUGGAAAAGAAGUGGUUUGAGAAUCGGUUUCCUAUUCCAUCCCGAAAUUCUACAAAGGAAUCGGCCAUGACGUUUGAUAAAUUUGGUGGUGUAUUUAUUUCUGUUGCUGCUGCUUGGGGUAUCGCCAUUAUCUUAGCUGCACUUUGCUACUUUCUGCCAGCCCGGUAUUUGAACGCAUUUCAAAUAUAGUGAUGAUGGAAAAAUCCCCUAUGUAUGUCCAAUUUAUCAUUUUCAUGUCAAGCUGCAAUACAUUCUUUGGAGAUAUAUUACUAUCCCAUAUAUUCUCUGAUCAUGACUUUAUCAUUUUAGACAAUUAAUGUUCACAGUGUACCUUUUGUAUCCGGAUAAUGUUUCUUAGUCAGUUUCAAGCCUUUU
Messenger RNA from Erigeron canadensis, 2925 nucleotides. RefSeq names its product glutamate receptor 1.3-like. Gene Ontology annotation, molecular function: glutamate-gated receptor activity; nucleic acid binding. Gene Ontology annotation, cellular component: plasma membrane. The coding region runs from base 1 to 2739 and encodes 912 amino acids. Gene Ontology annotation, biological process: DNA integration. NCBI's taxonomy places the organism in Eukaryota, Viridiplantae, Streptophyta, Magnoliopsida, Asterales, Asteraceae. The record is from RefSeq and is a predicted model, not a curated record. The transcript has 9 exons.